Molecule: messenger RNA, 3201 nt
Organism: Volvox carteri f. nagariensis
Lineage: Eukaryota; Viridiplantae; Chlorophyta; Chlorophyceae; Chlamydomonadales; Volvocaceae
Exons: 3
Coding region: 1-3201 (1066 amino acids)
Source: RefSeq, a predicted model, not a curated record
AUGGAGAAGGAUAAAAACUUGGAUUCUGCACUUCGCCGUGGACUGGAAAACAUUCAACUCCUGCGCAACUUCCAUGCUUCAACGCGCAACGAGGAGUUAAGGGAAGCGACAUCUGAUGCAGUCAAUCGCGGGUUCCGAGAGCAGAGCUCGUGGUGGUUGUCGAAGAAUGGGGCCCCGAACUCGUCCCGGGAAUCCCUUGCCUCAUCAGGCAAGUCCGCCCGCCGGCCGGUAUCCGCCACUGCAGCCCGCCGCUUUGCAACACCUGACGAGGACGGCAUCUUGGUGUCCUCAAGCGACCCCGCCGGCAGUGAGGCUGCGAGCCGCGUGGCCGCCGCCAGGGCAAACACCGCCAGUAGCGGCGACGGUGACGGCAGCGGUGGCGGUGGCGGUGGCGAGCGAGGAUUCAACCGUGGGAGCUCCUGGCACGGAGGCCGGGCUGUUCAGACAGCCAAUUUAGGGAAGCCAAGCAACGGCGGAGGCGGAGGCGGUCGCAUGUCUUUCCGUAGCGUGGCGGAGGUGGCAAUGGGUGCCGCCGCCGCCGCCGCCGCCGUGGCAGCGGCGGAGGCGAUGCCUGCCAGCGGCGGAGACGGCGACGACGGCAACAGCGACCGCAAUCAUCACCGAAACAACAGCAACACCGCUUUUGAACGUGUCGCCUGGGCGCUGCAACGCGCGACGCGGCCCGCCUCCGCCAGCGGCGCCCUUAUGUACGACGGCGGCGGCGACGCGGCGGUGCCGAACCAUGAAUCCGCCGUACCCAUCCGGGCGCCGCGCGGCUGCCCGCGCUACACCAUCCAACUUUUCGAGACGCAGCGCCAGCUACAGCGUCGGCUCGCCAGGGAUCUCUCGUCGGGACGUUCACACGAGUCUCUACUCCUGGACUCCGAGGGGGAUGGCGACGAGGAGGUGGAGGGGGAAGAUGGGGAAGAUCUGCAAAUGGAGCGAGUCGGUGCUGCGGCGGGGGUUUCUGGCGGCGGCGGCGGCGGCGGCGCAGGAUUAGGCGGGAUUUUCCUUGGCACGGGGUUUCGCGCGCUAGCUGAUGAGGAACCCGCGAGCGAUUUGAAGAGCCUGGCGGAGGAGUCCGCCAUCGCCUCCGCCGCCGCGCGCGUCAUGGCGUCGGUUGGCGACGUUAAAUCGCCACGGGGCGAUCGCGCGUAUGUUGGCUUGAUUGGCAAUGGCUCAGCGCGCGGAGCUGGCGCCGCCAACCGUGAUCCAAGCGAGCCGCCGCCGCCGCCGGCUGCGGAGGCGGAGGUGCAGAGUUGGCAACAGGCACUCGGCUUGGCCACCGACAAAGCCGCAAAAACAAGAUCUGUACGGCGGCAGCAUUCGAACCUCUUGCGGAAGAACGCCGGCGCGAAGGCGCAGCCGGCGCGUGUGUCAUCCCCUGGAGUGUUGCUGUCAUUGAGCCGCGGCGGCGGCGGCGCUGGUGCCGACGACGGUGAUGCGGCCACUGCCGCCGUCGCCGCUGCCGCCGCCACCCCAUCAGGUCCAGGAGGGAAUCCAGUUCUGAUGCCCACACCGCCGCCUCCGGACACAAUCCCAGCUGCUGGCCUGCGACCCGGUCGAGGCCACCGUUACGUCGUACAGGGUGACUGUGCACCGUCCACGCCAAAUCGGCCAGCAGCAGCAGCAGCAGCGGCGGCGGCUCCGGAACUUCAUCCGGGGCGCAUCCGUCUGGGUUCGUCGCCUUUCCGAAGCCGCGUGGUUAUGGAAAGUACUGGAGCGCUUGCGUUGGAGGCCGCCGCGGCCGCCAGCCCGCUGGUGGCAGCGUCGGCGGCGGCGGCAGCGGCUGGCGGCGGCAGCCCUGCAGCUGGUGUUGCCGCCGUCGCCGCUGCCGCAGGGGUACGCGCCAGGCUGCGGGUGCUAUCGCAGUCUUUGGCUGAGGAGGACAGCCGCCGCGUAAGUAUGGCCAGUACGGCGGCGUUAGGCCGCUCGAUCCUCGCACCCUCGUCGCAGCGUCCCAGCUUGACGGCGGUGACGGCGUCGGCGACAAAUGCGCUGGGCACGGCAGUGGUGCCGGAGCCGGCUGUUGAGUGUAUCAACAUCGUGAGCCCGACGGCUAGCCGAAGGACCCAUUUGCGUAAUGCCUCCAGGCAAACGGAGGAGUACGACGCAGAUAUGACGACCCUCGCGGCCCGGGCUGAUUCGCCGGCUCGCGGCGGCGACGGUGUUGGCGGCGGCGGCGCCGCUGCCGCCGCUCUCAACAGCUCGCUCCGUCACCGUGAGGCGCACGAUGCGGCCCCCGACGGCAGCCACGGGCCGUCCUGCCGUACCAGCAUGUCGCCACCACGUGGCGUCCAGUUCCUCGCUGCGUCCUCCGCCGCCGCUGCCGCCGCCGCCGCGGCGACGCGUACGAUACGGCCAAAGUCUGCGAUGGUCGGCAACGCAGCCGCCUCGCCCGCCGUCGCCGCGUUGCUGCUCAGAUGCCAUCGCAGCCCAGCGCGAGUUCAACCCGCGGGGCCCGAAUCCGGGUCGGCGUCAACCUCAAACUCAACCUCCGACGCCGCCGCCGUCGCUGCCAUGGCGGCCGCGGCCACAGCCGCAAUCAAGGCGGUCCCUGCAGCGGCAUCCAGCGCCGCCGCCGUUGCCACUUCCACCGCGGCCGCGGCGGGACCUGCUGGUAACGGCACCAUCACCGCCGCUGCUACCAUAGGAACUACAGCCGCUGCAAUGCCGGCCCCAGCCAUCAUCACUACCCCUGCCGAUACUUCCCCCCGAACGAUGCUCGCAGGCAAAGGUAGCCGCAGCGGCAGUAGGAGCGGCGGCGGCGGCGGCGGCGGCGGCAGCUGCCGCUUACAUCGGAGCUCGACGCCCAUUACGGAUGACGACGUACAACAAGUCCUCAUGCGGUACAGUCAUUCACGAGGCGGUACAACGUGGGAUAGCGGCCGGCUGACGCCCACAUUCCCCCGUACGAACGCCUUUGGAGCCGGUUUCACCCACACCAAAACGGCAUAUAAAGCCUCGGGGGAUGCUUGCAGCGCCAGCUAUUGCGGCGGCGGCAGGGCCUCGCACUCCGGCGCUAACAACAGCCUUGCAGUCAUCGGCGUGCGCGUUUGCAUCAGUAGGGCGGCUUCGUCUCGCAGCGGUAACGGCAGUAGCAGCAGCGUCGGCCAUACGGACGAUACGGCGCCGCCGUCGCCGUCGCCGUCGCAGCAGUCGCUGCGGCCUAGAUCAGCGUCUCCUGCGAUCCGGCGCUAG